This is a messenger RNA of Anguilla rostrata (American eel), 1434 nucleotides long. It is a transcript of the gene kiss1, whose product is annotated as KiSS-1 metastasis suppressor. The transcript is spliced from 3 exons. Lineage: Eukaryota; Metazoa; Chordata; Actinopteri; Anguilliformes; Anguillidae. The record is from RefSeq and is a predicted model, not a curated record. The coding region runs from base 145 to 531 and encodes 128 amino acids.
UGUGACCUCGGCUUCGGGGUUGGUGACGCAUGUCACACAGGGUAUAAUAUCAGACCACUACCUGCGAGGUCUGGACAGUGGGGACAACAACGUGCUCAGCACAGACACAUCAUAGCACCUCCAGCCCAGCGGGGAAAAAAAAAGAUGACAGACAUGCUGUGGGCCAGAUCUGCCCCAGCUCCCUUCUCCCAUGCCACCAUUCUGCUGUUGACCGUGGUCUCCAUGGUGACCGUCAGGUUUGGGGAGACCAGGUCUCUUAGGUACACCCCGUACACUGCAGAUGAAGACCCAGAGAUUGCAGCCAUGCGGGUCCUGAGGCAAAUGAACGAGGAGCUGUCGACCGAGGCCCCGCCCUCCCCGCACCGCCCCGCCCACUGGCCCACGGCACUGGCCAAUCCACUGCCGGGAGGGGCCGGCCUUCCCAGGAGGUCGUGGUGGUGGUACCCCGAGGUGCCGCCACAACAGGCCAAGAAGCGGGAAAACUUCUCCUCCUACAACUGGAACUCUUUCGGUUUACGUUAUGGGAAAUGACUCGGAAGCGAGCUGUCAAUCACUCUAACCCCGCCUCCCGCCCUACCCCCCAUAAAUAACAACAAUAAAAAAAAUAAUAAAUGAAUAAACUAAGAAAUAAAUAAUUCAGCCACAUGAUUUCUUACUUCAUCAGGUGAAUUAAAUUUGUUUUAAUGACAUGGGUUUAAUUUCAAUAAUCAUCAUAUGCUACUGGUUAUGCAUUGAGGCCAUUCAGGUGAGGUACCUUCGUUUGGUUGAAAGUAUGGUGUGCGUAUACAUCUCCAAUUGCAUUGUUGAAAUACAGUUAAAUAUCUAUUUAAAAAAAAAAAAACACAUUAAACAAAUGCAGACAUUGUAAAUUUUGCCUCAUCGUCAUUGUUUGAUUUGAAAAUACCAUGAUGGUGUGGGUCUGUCUCGUGCCCUUAGAAGGAAAGGUCAAAGUUCAUUGUUGCUUAAUGGUAUUGAAUGUAAAAACAAGUCUUUCCUGCAAAGAUGAGUGUCAGUGAUAAACCCUGUCCAUUGAGCAAGAGUAGUCACCCACUGACAGCAUGACACAGAUGGCAGCCAGAUGUCAUAAUCCUCUCAGUCAGCAGUUCAGAAACCAAUCAGACAUUAAUUAGCACUAAUGUAUUACUGAGGAGAUGGAGAACUAGAAUUAUUCAUUUAUUAAAAUGAUAAACAAGUAUUGUAAUCAUUAUGCAUAUUGUACAAUCUUAAUUAAUGUUCAAAUAAAUGUAUAACAUUCACUGCCUAAUACAAUUUAUCAUCAUAGCAAGCAAUGCAUUUGUACUUUGUAUGUGAAUGUGUCUCAUCUUUGUAAACUUUGAUUUUCAUUGCUGUAUAACCAUGGGAAAGAUGUAUGUUUGUUUGCAAUAAACUGCAAAGCUAAAUAUGCUGUAUGCACUGUGUGAAUAAAAAACUUGU